GUGCCGCGUUUCGCCGUCUCGCAAGCGGCGCGCGGCAGCGGUACGCUCGCCACGACGGGGAAUUCGGAGUCGUAGAGCCUCAUACGCGGGUCAUAAACGAUCCGCGGCCAUAGUAGAGGUGCACGCGCGAGAAUCGAUCCGAAUCGCCGGCGAUAAACGCAUCUCCCGCGAGGCGAUCGUCGCGCGCCGCGUCGCCGCCGAGCGAUGAGUUCCAAGUUUAUCAUCGAUAGCAUGCUCCCGAAGUACCACCAGCAAUUCCAUCACCAGAAUUUGUUCGCGGGUGCUGGGGCGUCGCCUAUAGAGGCGUCGCUGUCUUCUUCGCUGUCGUCGUCGCUGUCGACGUCGCUGUCGUCCUCGCUGUCUGGCGGGCUGGGGGCAGCGGCAUUGGGAGCAGGCUCGCCGGGUGCCGGUAGCCCUCAACGCUCAUCAUCCUCAUCGUCGGCGUCGCCGGGGGCGCCGGCGAGGAUGUAUCCUUACGUGUCGCACCAUCAACAGUUCGGAGGCUCGGUGCCAUUCUCGGCGACCGGAGGGUUGUCAGCUGCGGAUGACAAGAGUUGCCGCUAUCCCGCCGCAGUCGGAGGUGAUCCUAUGGUGAACUACGCUUUGGGACAGCACAAUGGUGGAGCGGCAGUUUCAGCGGCGUCGGCAAGUAUGGCCGCGGCGGCUCAAUUCUACCACCAGGCGGCUGCGUCAGCAGCAUCGGCAGCAUCCGCAGCUACGGUGGACGCAAUGGGAGCAGCUUGUGCGCAACCCUCUGCCCAGCCUCUGCCCGAUAUCCCGCGGUACCCCUGGAUGUCCAUCACUGAUUUUCCAUUUCCAGAUUGGAUGAGCCCCUUCGACCGCGUGGUCUGCGGUGAGUUCAAUGGGCCAAAUGGGUGUCCACGAAGGCGGGGGCGACAGACCUACACGAGGUUCCAAACAUUAGAGCUAGAAAAGGAAUUCCACUUUAAUCACUACCUGACACGCCGGCGCAGGAUAGAGAUUGCACAUGCACUGUGCCUCACGGAGCGACAGAUAAAGAUAUGGUUCCAAAAUCGACGCAUGAAAUUAAAGAAAGAACUGCGCGCUGUGAAAGAGAUAAAUGAGCAGGCUCGCAGGGAGAGGGAAGAGCAAGAUAGAAUGAAGCAGCAACAGCAGGAGAAACAGGCGAAGCUGGAGGGCCAGCAUCACGGGCACCACGUCACCCACCAUCACGACCCUAUGAAGAUGCCUAUCGAUAAAGGCUCCAACGACCUCCUCAAAGUGAAUAAAGUCCCGACGUAAGGUGCUUAUGACACCGCAUAGGAAAUCUUGACUGAUCCUGUAUCAUAUAGUGUGAAUACAUGAAUGGAAGUGUUGCGUCCAUACGGACCUGCGGGCAACGUUUAGUCGUUUCGUAUCCACUAGUUUUAUGUUUUGCGGCUGAUUAUUAGAAGUGUUGCCUCGUUAUGGAGGCGUUCCGUGACUCUAUUAUAAUUAAUGUUCCUUUAGUGCGGAGGACUUGCCUACGUGUCGUUCGCUGGGUGGACAGGCUGGUGAUGUGCUUUAAGCAUUUAUUUUGUUGCCAUAACCACACCUUGUAUUGCAAUAAUAUUUUACUAAAAUUUACAAAAAACUUUAGAUUCGCUCUAAGAUUUACAUAGAAGCCCGAGUGAACUUCGGUAUUGUUAGUUAAGAUUUUAAAUCUGUGAAUCUCAUAGUAUUUAUUGCUACCACUUACUCUAAUCCAUUAUGUUAUAUUUUUAUUAUUAGAUAUUAUAUUAUGUACAUUUUGAUGUAUAUUUUAUUAUUUGUCCGCUUAUAGCGGACUGGUUAUGUUUUAUCCGUCACAUUUUUUUAUGAUUGUGAAAUUUGUUGUAUUUUAUCAGUUGAUUUCAAAAAGAGUUACUUUUAUUUUGACCAGAUUGUGAUUCAUUUCAGUAGUUUAAGUCCGAAAAUUGUUGUAUCAUUUUGAGCUUUUAAUUUUGAUAGGUGUACUAUGGACAAAUAUUAAUUAUUACCUGCAUAGCUAAUUCCGUAAGAACAUAAAGUGUAUAUUUAAAACAAAAUACGUAUGGAAGUACAAUUGCGAAUAGGUCGUCAUAACGUUCGUUGUGUUUUAUAUUUUCUGUCUAUCAGAAAUAAUAAUAUUGAUAUUAAGCGGUAUUUUUUGAUAGUUCUAAUUAAAGAAUACCAUGUCCAAUCGAAAUAGAACAAGAACAAAUAGAACAAAAAUAAUAAUAACGGAUCGGAACAGCAUGCGUGCGGUAUGUCGUCCACGAAUCCCAAGUCAUCUGAUGUUCAAAAUUAUAUACGUAACGAUGAUACAUAUAAUAAAUUACAAUAAUGUGACUAAAUAUAAAUUUUACACGUAAUAUUAAAGUUGAGUAGUAUAAGUGUAUUAUACAUAGUUAAAUAGGUUCGACUUUGUAUGGAGUAUUUGCUAAGAACAUUAAUAGGUAGAUACAUAACUUACUAAGGUAGAAUAAACAGUGGUCACAAGCUUUUUAGUCACAUUUCGUAUAUGUCAAUAUUAUUCUUGUGUUUUUCCUUACAGACAGAUCGUAUAUUAUCUAUAGAACAGGCUGUAUUUUUUACGAAGCUCAUAGAAAUUUAUCGGCUGAGUAAGUUAACGCGUCUACCAACAGCCUAUAAACUCAAGUAUUACUAGAGCUAAAAGACAUAUGUUUUUUUAGAACAAUCUUCUAUACAAUUGUAACUUAAUUUUGGCCACACGUAGAUACAUUUCCGUUCGCUUUCGAUUUCGAUUGUGCCAAAAUAUAAUAUUUAGCAUUUACCUACACUAUAACUACCUAUAUGUUUCUACCGCGUCCAUACGUUUGUUUUACUCGAAUACGUAAUAUCUGAACAAAAUUAGAAAUUUAAAAUUAGUCUUGAUAGUCACCAUUAUACGUAAAUUAAUGUCAGGGUAGAUUUAAAAGAAUAAAUAAAUAAAUAGAUAUCUGUAUUAAAAAUGGAAUCUUCGCUUAAUUUUGAUGAAUCACCUCUCAAUAUCUGUCCACUGUGUUAUUCGUAAAAUAUAGAAAUCAAUGUCGUGAUAUCAUUAGAAGAGAUUUUAAGUCGUCGGUAGAUUUAAGAUAUUCAUGAGACACGAAUCAUUCUUCCCAUUCCCACCAUUUAUUUAAACAUCUACAUAUAUCUUGAUAUUAAAUUGAAAUCUCUACCCAAGGAAAAUAUUAUUUUCUCCAUUAAAAUAUAGUUGGAAAUUAUGUUAUAAUAGUCAAUUAGUCAUUUAAAUUAAUGUUGUAUUGAAAAAAAAUUAAACAAAGGUGCAAUAAUUAAACGAUGUAUGUAAGACGUAUUUCGCUGGUAUUUCUUUUAGACGAGAACAAUUAAAGAGGUACAUAAUAUCAUACUAGCAGAGAUUUGGCAUAUAUAACAAAAUAAUAUAAUUUCUAUUGUUGUCGAUUUCGCCAUAUUAUUAACAAUUUUCAAGCAUAAAAAUAACAUACUGAAGAUAUAAGGUUGUCGUUAGUCAUAAAGUUUUAUCCCAUCUUAUUUUAAAAUAUAAAAUCGAGAAUCAAAAUCGAACAAAAUGUACUUAAGUAACUUUGGUAUAAGUAGGCUUUAUAAAUUAUAAUGCAUAGUUAUAAUACCGUAGAAACUUGUCAUAAAAAUAUAAGCGUAUGAAUCCGGUCGUUAGUGUUUGAGAAAAAUAAACGCCUAUGAAACUGUUUAGUAUCGUUUGGGAUUACUAUAAGCAAAGAUCUAAUUUUAUCUGUAUGCAUUGGAUUAUUCCAAUAUGGGACGUGCACAAAAUGCAUUGAAGUUAAACAAAAUAAACAAAAAAAUAAACACAAUUUGUGUAUACGAAUUUAAUUGUUACUUAUGCAUUUAUACACUAUGUUUAAUAGUUAUUUUGUUCCUUUAAUUAUUUGCUUCUAACGAACAUUGUUUUUAUGGGAAUGUGCAAAUUAGAAACCAGUGGUUUUCAAGGUUGUAAAUUGGUAGCGCCGGCUUAAUCGACCAUUAAGUUUGGCCCAACAAUAGGUAAAACUUAUAACAUAGUAUCGAUACUUGUGCAUGAACGUCCAUUGAUUUACGACAGGUUCUCUUUAUUGUUUCUGCCUCGUAAAGAACUGUAAUUCAUGUGAAACAAUGAGCAAUUUGCUAAAUAGAUUAUAUACGUCCUCCAUCCGUAAUGCUGUCUUGCCAUAUUGCUAGUAUUUUUGUAGACUGGUGAGGUAUACAUAUCUUACUAAUCGAAUGUAUAUCUCAAUACUUAUACGUAGCUUCGUUAUGCAAGUACAUUAUAGUGCGGAAUUAGUAAGUUGUUCACUGUGAUUUAGCACAUUACUUACUUCAAAGCAAAACAGUAUAUCUUGAUCAGCUUACAGGUAUACCUUUCUAUAGUUAUACCAGUGCAAUGUUGUGCACACUUAACUAUUUUUACUUGCUUAACGAAGCGUCCGAAUUAAUAUUCUUUUUAAUUAACAUCCCUUAAAAGUUUUUCCUCAAUUUAUCAUCUCAUUUAACUUGUUUAUUAAGUUUAAACUCAUUGUUGCGUUGUAAAGUUACUCCAUUUAAACGUGUUAACAAUGACAAGACUUCCGUUCUCUUAGUUCAAAUUAAUCUAUCAAUAUUGUCUUAAUAUAAAUGUAGCUAUGUAUGUAUGUACCUAUAUCUAUAUUUUUGAAUAUAGAAAUUAAAAUCGUCUUAAAAUAAGUAACUGUAAAUAGUUGUGAAAGUUUAUGUGGCGCAUUAUUUUUUGUUUACAUUAUUUUUGUUUAUGUUAUGUAUUUAUGUAUUGAGAUUUGUGUCAUAAAUGCUUGACCAUGAUAUUUUGAUAUCUUGUAAAUUAAAAAGCUACAAAUACGUGUUUUGGCCAAAAAGAACAAAAACUAAAUUCUUUAUAAGACCAGCUAUUCUCAGUAUUACGAGAGAAUUUGUAUUUUCUUUAACAGUGUUGAAUGCAUUUAUUUUAAUUAACGUACACAGGUCAAUUUGUACUGGUAUCUAUUGAAUUCAGUAAGAAACUGCAGUGCAGUAGGCACACAUAAGUGGUCUAUAGAUAAACAAUCUAUAGGUACUUACUUUUAUUACAAGAGAUAUCACAAAAUUGUGGUCAAACGUGAUCUAUGAUACGAUUCAACGUGACUGUGUCGUGGUAUAUAAGCAAAUAGUUGGGUGAUGUAUAUGAAGCCCGCAUUGAAUAUUGUAAUAUUAAUUUCAAAAAUUCAAGAGAAUAAAGAGUUAAUAAAAUAAUGGCUA
Messenger RNA from Galleria mellonella (greater wax moth), 5190 nucleotides. RefSeq names its product homeobox protein abdominal-A homolog (gene abd-A). Gene Ontology annotation, biological process: negative regulation of transcription by RNA polymerase II; anterior/posterior pattern specification. The transcript has 3 exons. Bases 205 to 1263 code for a protein of 352 amino acids. Gene Ontology annotation, cellular component: nucleus. NCBI's taxonomy places the organism in Eukaryota, Metazoa, Arthropoda, Insecta, Lepidoptera, Pyralidae. Gene Ontology annotation, molecular function: RNA polymerase II cis-regulatory region sequence-specific DNA binding; DNA-binding transcription factor activity, RNA polymerase II-specific. The record is from RefSeq and is a predicted model, not a curated record.